CACCUGCAGGCCGCUGCCUGCAGUCUUCAGGCGCGCGCCUGUUGCUAGCCGCUCGACUAGAAGCAAUGACUCUCGAGCUUAUUCAUUGAGUAACAGCGAACGCAAUGGUCGCGCUAGCACCUUGUGCAUCGAGCUAAACAAAGAAGUAAAGCGAGCCGGCACCCUCAGCGAGCUUGAGAACAUCUACCUCACUGCACCCGACAUGGAUGUCGUGAACGUCGCGACGUUCUGGAUUAAGCUGUCAGAGAUCAGCGGACGCGGGGACUUGAAGGCGUGCCAGCAGUUUGCACGGAAGCGCCUGCUGGGCAAAACACUUGCGUUCGCCCCGAACAUGGAGCUGCGCCCCCUGGCCAAUGCCCUGUACGCUUUGGAGAGGUUGCAGAUGGACCUGACCAAAGAGGAGCCGCUCGGUCCACACCUGGCGGAUCAGAUGGAGGCACGUGUGGCCGAGCUGGUUAGAAAGGACUUGCUGAGCGGGACUGUCAGCCUGCGGCAGCUGUGGUAUGCGCUGGCACACUGCAAGUGGCAGUGGAGCAGUGAGGUGCUCACAGCGCUGGCGGGCGGGACCAUGAAGGAGCUGUGGCGCUCCUUACAGCAAGGGAGCACCAGCGAUAUCCUCCAGAGUGUUGACAACACCUUUCACAACAUGAGCCUCCUGGCAAAACGCAUCACACUGACAGAAGGCCAGAAGCAGGGGCUUGUGCACAUCAUGGAGGCAGCAACGGAAAGAGUGAGCCAGGACCUGGACAGCAGCGCUGCGCUGCGGGGCCUGUUCUGGGCGGCUCGAGCAUUCGGCCUGCCAGUGCCGCUGCAUCUGCUCCGCCGCCAGGUCAGCCUGCUGCAGGCCGCACCUAUGCCGCUUACACAUGUAACCUGCGCCAACCCACGCUUCAGUGUGGCCCUGCUCCUGGCCAACUGCCUCAACAUGGGCCUUAAGCCUGAGACGCCAGCCGAGGCCCAGCAGUGGUUCGAGCUGCUGGAUGCCUCUGCGUCUGGCCCGUGGACUGUGCAGCACGUGGUGAUCGGGCUCGGUGUGCUGGCUCGGGCAGGCAACUACAGCCCCACACCGCAGGCGAAGGGCUUGGUCGCGACUGCCGCCAGCUCGGGAGAGGUGCGGCUGCAAGAUGAUGCCUUCAGGCUGCUGAAUUUGAGCCACGUCUGGGGCGUGGCCCUGCCGGCGGAGACAGAGCAGAAGCUGAGGGUCCUGCGGGACAGCAAUCAGGGAGAUGUGGGCAAGCGGCAGGGCAAGCGGGGCGGCAAGCCUCGCAGCGGCCGGUGGUGAAGGGAAAACUUUGGCAGAUUAUUGUGGAGCCGAGGGUAGUUCCAGUGCUUGCUGCUGGAAGGGUUGCUGUCAGUCCUCUGUGGUGCCAGACGGAUGGACACGGUGUGGGAGGCUGCAUGCAUGAUAGGAAAUAGCAGUGCUGAGAAUACCGUAUUGUGCUUCAGUCGCAGUCAUUGCCCUGCAUAUAUUAUGUAGACGCUAAUUGACAAAGCAUGUUGCAAUGUCAUUACUGGCGGCGGCAUGAUGGUCGAGCCCCCACGCACGUUCAUAUGGAUGUGUGCAUGGGACACAGCAAUAUGCAUGCCUCUCUGCAACUGCAAUCGCACGUGUGGGGCGUUCACCCACACCUGCACGAGUGUUGAGUGCGGUGCGUGCACUGGGUGCGAUGGGACUUACUGUGGGCGGAAUGCAAUAGUUCUAGGCCGCACUUGGUAAUGAACCAGUCUACUGCUGCGCUGUCCGCCGGGCACCAAUCCUUCUCAUUGUCACCUCAUGCCGUUCUCGUCUUCCCCGACUUGAGAACGGUCUGGCCGCGACCUUUGUGCUGCAGCAAACAUCCGCCCUCAUCCGCCUACUCAUCACCACCUAUCACCGCCCUGGCCAUGCGCUGAGCAGCAGUGGGGCUGAGCAGGCCGUCUCUAUCUGGAUUGACCCGGAUUGAUGGCAGUGCCUGGAUAGCGAUAGUGUGUGCUGCAGCGUGUACGGUAUUAAAAACGAAGAUAGAGAUAGUGUGUGCUGCAGCGUGUGUGUGCGAGUAUGGGGGAAAGGUCCUCCCCAGCCGUCCGGCCUAGGUCCGUGAUGUGAGGACAGGUUGAUCAUGUCUUAGCGAGCCCUCUUACACCGUCCUUCUUACACCGUCCUAAGUGGUUCGUCUGUUCUAGGCGCAAACUCAACACAUUGCUUCGGCGUGUGGGGACGCGGUGGCGAGAGCCGCGAAUGGCCCUAAUACCGUGGGCACAUAUCGCACCCGGGAGAGCACUGUAAGAUUCUUGCAGA
Molecule: messenger RNA, 2278 nt
Organism: Chlamydomonas reinhardtii
Lineage: Eukaryota; Viridiplantae; Chlorophyta; Chlorophyceae; Chlamydomonadales; Chlamydomonadaceae
Exons: 3
Coding region: 203-1282 (359 amino acids)
Source: RefSeq, a predicted model, not a curated record